CACUGCGCUGUCGUUGUUAGAUUUGAAAACAAACACUAUAGCUAGUAAGGACUGAGUAACACAGUUGAGUGGCAUUUAUUAAGACAGUACCGUGAUAGAUAUCAUACCUUAUGAGAGAACAAGCACAUCAUAACCUUGUUCAGAAGCCUUCUUCAGAAACACCUGCUUUAAUUGAUCCAUCAAUCCAUUAUGAUAUGUGGACUCAUCAUUCUGGUAGUUCUUCUCUCCAGCCUUGCUGUUACAGUGUCUGGAGAUUUAUUAAAAGGCAAUGUAAAGUAUGCAUAUGUUGGAGAUGAUGUUAGUUUGGACUGCCCGUUUAAGCUGGGAUCGAAGCCUAAUUUAAUUCGUUGGACUUUCAUGAAAGAAGAUGAUGAUAUCAUAGUCAAAACCUACAAGAAUGGAGAAGUAAUGACUGAGUUAGAUGGUCAGAUUUUCUGCAAUAGAACUGAACUUUUUGUGAAUAAAACCGGUAGUGGAAAUGCGUGUCUCUCAGUCAAACAAGUGAAAAUUACUGACAGUGGAAGAUAUUUGUGCAGAGUCACAAAUGGCAAGCUUUCAGAAGUCACAGUUGAACUGCACGUCUCGGAGAAACCUACUGCAAAACCUGAGGAAAAAUCUUUGAAUGACAACAGUAAAGAUGCGACUGGAGUCGAUACAACGUGUGCUGUAAUUGUAGUGGUGGCUGUAACUGCAUCAGUGCUUGCGCUUGUCAUCAUUUUUAUUUGGAUAGUCAAGACAAGGAGAAAGAAAUGUGGCCAUUUACCACAACAAGAACAUAAUAUAGAUGUCAGCAGUGAACAAAAAACACCAUUUGUUUCCAGUGACAUAAAAGAUGAAGUUUUUGAAGAGUCAGAGGACAGCGCUUACUCCUCUCAUAAUAAUUCCACGAAGGAUCUGAAUAAACUAGCUUGAGCCAUCUGAAUGUGUUUCAGUGACUCUGAGAAAAGAUGAUUUAGCAUUCCACUUGAUGACCUAUUCCGCAUCCAUCAGAGCCAGCUGCACUCACCACUAAUAGCCGUGUAAUCACUUACUACUUACCUUUGUAAAUGGCAUGUGAACAGCCAGGGGAAGAUAUUUGAUAAGUCUGCAACAGAAAGAUAUGGCACGGACAACUAGUGUCAGAGAAAGAAUAUGGCUGAGUGGUUCUGCAUGUUUUUUUACUCAUCUUUGAACCAAAACUAGCAGACGGUAUUGGCUCUGUGGCUAUAGAAGCUGUUAGUCCUGACUACUGGCUUGCUGACCUGGGUUAAAUUAGUGGGCUGGGUACUGGAGCAGAUGGUCAGGGAGGAGGAGGAAUGAUGAGGUGAUGCCUGCUCGCCUCUCCUGGGGGAGCGGAGGGAGGUUGAAGGGUAUGUCUCAGGAGCUAGUCAGGAAAGCAGAGAAAAAAAUGAGGUGACGACUAAUCGCCUCUUCCUGGGUGAGGUUGAGGAAUGUGUCUCUGGAGCUGACCAGCAAGGAAGAAUAAUAACGAGUUGAUGCUUGCUUGCCUGUUCCACCAGGGAGAUUGAGGGAUAUGUCUCAGGACAAGAAUACGUGAGGUAUUAUAUCUCCUCUGGAAACAAGUGGUUUCCACACUGCAUCUAUGGCACGUGCAUGAAAUUCAGGCACUUGAUAGGGCACAAUUACCUAGUAGCUGCCCUUAUGAUGACCAUGCAAAAAUAAGCUGUCACCCAUUUGAAAAAGAAUGAACAGUGCCAGAUUAAGUGGCCAGAUAGUCACAAGCCAUAGGGAUCCCCAAAAAAUGAUGACUAGCAGAAAGUGCAGGCUUUCUUCCCCAACCAGUAACCUGGAUAACAAACAUUGCUGACCUUAGGCAUAUGCCAACUAGACGGCCACCUAGGGCGCCGCUCUAGCAGGGGCACUUUUCCAGUAUAUAUUAUUAUUUAUUAUUUUUUAUUUAUUUAUUUUUAGUAAACAAGUGGUUUAUUUAAAGUAUGUUCAAUCAAUACAGAAAAAAAAAUUAAGACUAGGACAAACUAUGAGAAAAGGGAAGAAGAAAACGAAUCUGGAUGGUGUAGGAAGACCAGGAUGAGGGCACCGGAUGAUGUGGGGUUGGGGGCGCUCUGAAGCCCUUUUGCCUAGGGCACCAGUUGAUUAAAGUCCAGCCCUGAUAACAAACACUUGGUUUAAAACUCCUGCACUGAUACUUGUACAGUGUGACAUGGUGGACCUAGCUGUGGUGCCAUCUUCUACUGGAGGUGGUGAAUCAAGUGGUCCCAAAUAUAUUUUCCAGUCAAAAGGAAAGACGUUUCUAUAGCCCUCUGUCAUAUUUCCCUCAGUCAUUAAAAAUUCUGCACUGGUCAUUGUUUUGUUUAGUACUUGUACAUUCGAUGUACAUGGAUAAGCAGAAUAAUAAGCAAGUAUGUCAGUAUGGAUCUUCACCUGGCACCAUCUUCAAGAUAUAAAAUUAUAUUACCUUGUCCUAAUGCUGUCCACUAUUUUGCAAAUGAAUGUUAUUAACUGA
Protopterus annectens (West African lungfish) is the source of this 2464-nucleotide messenger RNA. Its product is annotated as CD276 antigen-like. The transcript has 7 exons. NCBI's taxonomy places the organism in Eukaryota, Metazoa, Chordata, Ceratodontiformes, Protopteridae. The record is from RefSeq and is a predicted model, not a curated record. The coding region runs from base 190 to 912 and encodes 240 amino acids.